UCAUCGAUAUAAUUCGAGAAGAGUUUUUAUGUUUUCAAGAUAAGAAAAUCACCAGUGCUGUGUAAUAAUACUAUGUCGAAACAAGUGAAGGACGAAGCCACUACUUAGGAUGACAUGAAGGAAGCGUAGUCUACCCGAGGAGUUUCUUGAAACCGAACAUCAUUCCAUCCCGCCAUCUCCCGGCACGCGCGCAGUUUCCACCACUUGGUCAGAAAAGUGCACCUGUCUGUUUCCCUCGCUUCGAUUUACUAAACCGCUUUGAAGAAAAAAAAUAGGAAGUAGGAAAAGUGUCCAUUUGCCAACAUAACAAGACCAGACCCUUCAGGCUUACGCCGUUCACUUACCAUCCAUCAAGGAGUGUAAAGCGCUUGUACUUCAGUCUUGUUCCGGACCAACUUUUCCUCAGUCACGGACCAUGAUCCAGCUGUGUCAUGCAUAUUUCUAAGCUGCCGCGAUAAAUACUUCUUGUUCAACAUUGACCGAGACGGCGAGGCAGACCAGUACCAACAAGUGAGAUCGUGCGGGGUGGAAAAACUCCAUUCGGUGAUCGAACACAAACGGCCCAGCCUGCCCCAACGGACUCCGGUUAGGCGUGAGCGGACAGCGGACAGUUCCUGAACCGUGCAGCAUUUAGAAACGGUUGUCACGUCGUUCGGCUGCCAACCGAAGCCUCGAACUCCUACAACCGACCAUAGUUGGGACCAAAUCGUAUCGACCGCAGAAACCGUAGGCAAAACACAAAACACAGUGAACACAUAAUCAGACAAGCGCCGGGGAAAAAAUUAUAGCAAGUGAUGGUAAUCAUAACAUAGGACGGCCGGCCAACGAACGACGCCGAAGUGCGCGAGCAACCCCAGAAGAAAAACGAGUGAAAUUACAAAUAAAAAUAUGAAAAAGAAAGUGAAUUGAAUUUUAAUUCCCCCGCCCGAGAAGAAGAAAAACCACGUGAAGGGGUGCACCAAGCCCAGCCAGGGUGAAAAAAGAAGAAAACCAAACCAGAAGCAAAACGAAUUAAGAAGAAAAAAAGAAGCUAACUAAAGAGUGCGCGGAAAGAGUUUAAAAUUAUUUAAUAAAGUGUGGAAAUACGUAUCAACCUCGAAAACAUGCUUUUCCCAUGCCUCUAGUGUAUGAUAAUGAUAAAGAGUGAGGCCAGUGCCAGUGAGAGAGCGAACCAAGGUAACGAUUAAUUCCUGGGUGCAAAAUAAGAAGAAAAAAAGCCGUGGGUGAAUGAUCUAAAGUGCUCGGAGUUGUUUGCACGCUUUCAUGUGUCACUAUUACUAUCAACGCGGGCAGCACGCAUCUAGUUAAGUCUCGUUAUGUUGCGGUAGUUCCCUCUCGUGGGUUUCCUUUCAGUUUGCAGAUUUAUAGUCCCUUAAACUGUUUUCUAAGAAGGUUUUAAAAUCCUAAAGAUUUCGUUUCACUUCCUUCUUUGUCUCUUUCCCCUCAGCUCUUGAAGUUUAUUGAUGAAGUGGCUAGGAAGCAAUUGUGAAACGUCGGUUCCUUGUUUCUGCAAAUUCGUCUACGUCAUCCAGCCGCACCUUAGCGCUCUUGGGGACUCGAAGUCCGCAAUUUUCCAACCAUCCCUUAUGAAGUAAAAUGUUAGGUCCCACCAAAUGGAGACUCCUAACGAUAGUCGCCGGAAUAUUACUCGCCCAUGCCAUUGAAUCACCAAACAGCAAGAGCAACAAACUCAAGGGUCAGGUGCGAACCUUCACCAAUCCUGAUCUUGGUCUACGGAUAGAACAGAUCGAACCUUGGGGUAGUCGAACGAUAACCUCGCGUAACCUACUUGUGCCUCAUGAAACAUUCUCCAACGUAGACAAUGUUCGAUACAUUGACAGUCGAACUGCAAAUAGCCGUCAGCUGCGAAACACUUUUGGAGCAUUUAGAUUUGCUGGACCAUUACAAGCGCAGCCAUACCAGGUGCCUUUACAGCAACCAUUAGUUUCCCAACAGCGGAGAGCCAAAGCUUUCCAAAACCGUCGUUCAGACGAUGGCUCCCAACAGCCAGGCGUGCGGUUAGUACAACCCGAUCCGUCUCAACCCCAAUCAAACGCUGAUCCUCUACCCGAGGCACUUGGACUUUACCAAGAUGCAGAUCCUUACAUAAUCGGUCUUCAAAAUGUAUCAAAAUCCCGUUCUAUGCGCUACAAACUGAUUCCGAUUGGGUACUUUUAUCAAGAACCAAAAUCACCCCCUGUGCUAACCCCCGUUCAAAAUGCGAAACCCCCCACGGCUACCUACAAUGAUGAACCUCACAAUGUCGUCUUCCCUUCCGACAACCCCGAAAAUGAACCUGCCAUCACCCAUGAAACCAACAGUUCUCAAUCUGAUCUUAACACAUUGGGAGCCCGUAGAUCCGGAAUACAAUUUCCUCCCGGUCCGUACAAAGUAGCCAACCCAUUCACUCCCCAGGGUUACAGCGAAGACAACUUUGCAUUCGCUGAAAACCUAGGCGUCUAUCAUCAGCCGGUGCACACUGCCGAGGACUACGAUGAUUCCGAUCCGUACGACACCCGGCAGCAGCGGUCUCCAACGGCUGCCCCGACCCAAGAAUCCGAUCAGAGUGAAAUUUCCCGCAAUAUGUAUGCCACUCGGUACUUUCGUGACUUCCCGCGCCCAUCACCCACCCCCCUCGACCUGAGACCGGCUGAAUCCGUUGUUCGGGCAAGCCGGCUGGUCGAGUUUCCCGGAGUGGUCAACGUCAAGCAACCAUUUCGCGAUGACGUGACCAAGUUUGGCGACGUGAACGGUCCCAUAACGGCGGUUCAGCGUCCCUACAUCGACUACGGGGACGGGAAACGCUACCGAGCGUACGAUCCGAACUACUUCGUCAGCAGCCCCUACCAACCGAACAUGCCCUACUUCCCAUCGAAGCUGUACACCGAGCCGAGCCAGAAGAUCUAUCAGCCGCCGUGGAAGUCGUCGCGCUCACCGAGGGUUGUGUUCCCGCAGGGCGAUCUUUCCGGUCCGUCCGGGUUCGGCGUGGAUAAUGUUGUUUUCAGGGAUCAAAACUUCGGCUUGAACGAACUGGCAGCAAUCCAGGAUGUGCGGAACGAGUUCAGCCAGGAUGACAUCACCGACGAGCCAUCGAAUGGCAAAGAUCGAGUUGAUCUCGCAAUCUAUAGACCAUAUGUAAUCCCACCUACCAUCCAUAAUCCCUACCCCGUACCGAAAGCGCACUCAGUAAGCAAACUGCCAAACUACCGUGUCAUCUAUCCUCCUAAAAGAGCAUCUAGAUCUAAAGCUAGCUCCUAUGCAAGUCCUACUACUACUACUACUACUACUCAUAAUGCAGUUGGUGGUGAAGGUGGUAGCAGCGGAGGCGUCGGCAGCGUGGGCAACAACGGCGGCGUUGGCAGCGGUGGUGGUGGCGGCGGCGGCAACGUCAUCAACGGCGGAGGAGGACCUGGAGGAUACCGCGGCGGAGUCCGAUCGGAGAUGCAGUGCCAACACGAGGGCGGAACCUGCGAGUUCUUCCUGCUCUGCUGGAUGUCCGGCGGUUUGCUGCAGGGCUCGUGCGGCGGGCUGCUAAAAGGAUGCUGCCAUCGCACAGCCAAAUCGGCCAACAUCGGACUCGACACCGGCAACACGAUCGACCUGACAAAUCUUCCAAAUUACGAUUACGGUCCGAUACAGAACGAUCCCAGCUGCGGUAUCUCGCUAGCGAAGCAAACGGCCCAGCGGCGAAUCGUGGGCGGCGACGACGCCGGUUUCGGUUCGUUCCCCUGGCAAGCCUAUAUUCGAAUAGGCUCAUCGAGAUCUAUGCUUUCCAGAUGCGGGGGUUCGCUGAUAUCGCGGCGCCACGUGGUCACCGCCGGACACUGUGUUGCCCGGGCGACACCGCGUCAGGUGCACGUGACCCUCGGGGACUACGUGAUCAACUCGGCCGUCGAACCGCUACCGGCCUAUACGUUCGGGGUGCGCUCAAUCAACGUCCAUCCGUACUUCAAGUUCACCCCGCAGGCAGAUCGCUUCGACGUGGCGGUGCUCACGCUGGAACGAACCGUGCACUUUAUGCCACACAUCGCACCCAUCUGUCUACCGGAGAAGAACGAAGAUUUUCUAGGCAAGUUCGGCUGGGCGGCCGGCUGGGGUGCUCUCAAUCCCGGUUCGAGGCUGAGACCAAAGACGCUUCAGGCGGUUGACGUUCCUGUGUUGGAUAACAGAAUUUGCGAGCGGUGGCAUCGGUCGAACGGAAUCAAUGUGGUCAUCUAUCCGGAGAUGCUGUGCGCCGGCUAUCGGGGAGGUGGUAAGGAUUCCUGCCAGGGUGACUCCGGUGGGCCGCUGAUGCACGAGAAGACCGGACGAUGGUAUCUGAUAGGUAUCGUGUCAGCGGGAUAUUCCUGUGCCACUCGAGGUCAACCCGGUAUCUAUCAUCGCGUCGCCAAUACCGUGGACUGGAUUUCGCACAUCGUGCAGUUGACGCAGCAAUAGCUAAGGAACGCCUAGUGGACAAAACUUGAAAGCAGACACAAAAGAGAAGAUGACCAGAAAGGGAAGGAAGCACCAAGAGUCACACGAAGAGGAAAAAUGCACCCCAUUCACUGCAGAACACAUUUCAGCGCGACGAGAAGCAGCCCAGUUGGUUGAGCUGUUGAUCCUUGCUCUUCACUUUCCGGUGUUAGUUCUAUUUAUGAAGCUUGAAAAGAUUUGAGAGAAACUUUAACAAAAACGAAACAUAUUUAUGUAUUUAUUAAUUUCCCGGUGAAAAACAAAGUGAAGGCUUUAGUGCACUGAAAUGAAAGCUACACGUAUUUAUGCUGAAAUCCUUCUCCGGCCUUCGGAUCUGCCCUGCUGUAACGCGAGUUCUAAUGCUUCUGUAACGAUAGAUAUACUUUAUAAGCGAGAAACGAAACCUGAUUGUGAUAUAUGUACUGAUGUUGAGAGGAUCCAGGGUGACAUAGCCAAUAAAGUAAAAAACAAAUAGUGAAACUGAACAAAGCACCCACCAAGCGAGGAAUCUGAGUAUGAGUAAAGAUGAAACAAACACUAAUAACAUGUUUCUGUGAAACUGUUCAAUUAGUCUGAAGCCCUGUACGUAAUUCAACAGAAUACAGCCAACAAAACUAAACGUAGACGAACUCUAUCACUUACUUACACAUAAUUUCCUGAGAGUAUUAGCCGUGCAGGCCUUGCCUUCGGCCAGAAGAGCGAGGAGCCCACGAGUCAAACUGUGCCGAAAAUGAUCAAAUUUAUUCUUUAUGUAAAUAUGAAGCUAUCUGUACCCUACCUGUCUAAUUAUUUCUGACCAUCUUCCCGGAAGGCUUCUAUCAAGCCAACUUUAUGUAUGUAGGUAUACCUGUUUAGUUGAUUUUAAAUAAAAUGCGGUAAAAACAGUAGUAAAUAGAUUGCGACAGCCACGUGACUGAAACUUACAAAAAAAAUCAACGCAAAAAAAAUCGUAUGGCUAUCAACUAGCGUAGAGACAGGGAACGCCCUAAGAUUGUUACCAGCAUGAAUAUAGGUAUUUUGUAAUAAAGAUGAAAACAAACGAAAACAACGAAA
Messenger RNA from Armigeres subalbatus, 5508 nucleotides. Its product is annotated as serine proteinase stubble. Gene Ontology annotation, molecular function: serine-type endopeptidase activity. Lineage: Eukaryota; Metazoa; Arthropoda; Insecta; Diptera; Culicidae. The record is from RefSeq and is a predicted model, not a curated record. Gene Ontology annotation, biological process: proteolysis. The transcript has 9 exons. The coding region runs from base 1597 to 4437 and encodes 946 amino acids.